Messenger RNA from Ostreococcus tauri, 249 nucleotides. Its product is annotated as unnamed product. Lineage: Eukaryota; Viridiplantae; Chlorophyta; Mamiellophyceae; Mamiellales; Bathycoccaceae. Bases 1 to 249 code for a protein of 82 amino acids. The record is from RefSeq and is a predicted model, not a curated record. The transcript has a single exon.
AUGCCGCCACCGCGCACGCUCGCCGAGGUAAAAAGCGAGGCGUCGAGACUUCUGAGUAGAGGUCAUCGACUGGCGUCGCGAAGACGCGAAUUCGUCGACGCUGUCGAGCGAGCCGAGCGAAGAGGUGCUUCGAAAGAGGACCUCACUCGAGCUCGUGCGGACGUCGUGCGGCUCGAGCGAAGCGUCGAGCGCGUCAUCGCUCGCGUGGAGGGAUUGCGGGACUUGGCGCGCGCUUUGGAGAGCGAGUGA